AUGAAGCUCCGCAUCCUCUGCCUCCACGGCCACCGCCAAAGCGCCAAGAAGCUCAAGGGCAAGAUGGCCGCGCUCACCCGCGCCGUCAAGGCGACGACCGAGUUUGUCUUCAUCGACGGGCCGUUUGAAGUGCCAUACGAGCCGACGUCGGACGACCACUUGCAAAAAUUGGAAGGCAUGACGGAGGCCGAGCUCGCAGAACUCAAGCUCUCGAUGGAGCAGUUUGCGUGGUGGAACUUUUCCCAGGACCCGGUCACCAAGGCGUACGUGUACCAUGGCGUCGACGAGGCCGUCGCCUACAUCCGCAACAUCGUCGCGACGCAAGGUCCCUUCCACGGCGUCUUUGGCUUUAGCCAAGGCGGUAUGUUUGCCGCGCACCUCUUGGCACUCGAUUACGGGAGUGGCGCGCGCACGUUUGAGUUUGGCGUCUUUUGCGCGUCGGCCUGCCUCACAGAUCCUGCGUACAAGAAGGAGUUGCCGCCAGCGUCCCUUCUCAUGCCAUCGCUCCACAUUAUCGGUGAGCAAGACGAGCUGGUGGUGCCGUCGCGGUCCGACGAACUCGCGGCUGUGUUUGCAAGCGCCGACGUGCUCCGCCACCCGGGUGGCCACUACAUUCCAACACAGAAGGAGCCUCGGACGGUCUGGAAGACCUUCUUCGAAGCUCAAGCCGCACGCUUGCAGCCAAGAGCCUAA
Molecule: messenger RNA, 693 nt
Organism: Saprolegnia diclina VS20
Lineage: Eukaryota; Oomycota; Saprolegniomycetes; Saprolegniales; Saprolegniaceae
Exons: 3
Coding region: 1-693 (230 amino acids)
Cellular component (GO): cytoplasm; nucleus
Source: RefSeq, a predicted model, not a curated record